Molecule: messenger RNA, 231 nt
Organism: Knipowitschia caucasica
Lineage: Eukaryota; Metazoa; Chordata; Actinopteri; Gobiiformes; Gobiidae
Source: the annotation of a GenBank genome assembly
AUGGGUGAUGUGCUAGACCGAGGGACAGGGGUGCUCUGGUGUUUGUGUUGGUGUGUUUUGAACGAGGGACAGGGGUGCUCUGGUGUUGUGUUGGUGUGUUUGAACGAGGGACAGGGGUGCUCUGGUGUUGUGUUGGUGUGUGUUUUGAACGAGGGACAGGGUGCUCUGGUGUUGUGUUGGUGUGUUUUGAACGAGGGACAGGGUGCUCUGGUGUUGUGUUGGUGUGUUUGA